CCCCGGUCCGUAGCGGCCAUGGCGGGUGAGGGCAGAGUUCCUCCGGUGCCAUCUUAGGGCCUGGCAGCUGUGGCGGGUAGCGCCAUCUUGAGUGUUGGCAGGGGGCUGCUGAGGGGAGCGCGGCCGCCAUGACAGAUGCUCAGAGGGACAGAGGUCAGGACAGCCUUUCCUGAGAGAAAUUCCUCUUCAUACCUAUUCCUGUUGCUGCCCAAGUACCAACAGCUCCACCACGGCUGUUGGGAGUGAGUGGAAAGUAGGUUUUUAGAUUCGUUUGUGGCCAAAGGCAAAUUGAGCAGGGUCACAGCUGCCCAGCCCAGCUUCUCAGGCUGGGGGCUUGGAGGUGAUGUCCCCUCCGUUCACUCAGGGGAGCGGGAAUGGCGUCAGGAGAGCGAUGUCCUCCCAGCUCAUCCCCAGAUGCCCUGGUGAACCCCUCUAGGGUGGAGCCAGGCCUUUGGUUGCCUCCUCGUUGCCUCUCCCUUGGCAGUGGCCUUUGGUUUUCUGUCUUCUCCUGUCACUGUCUGCGACGAUGCCCUUGGCUGGAGUAGCGCUACCUGAAUCCAGCUUUUUCCAUGUCUCUCGGGACUCGGCGGAGGGUGGCUGUCCUCGCAUCACCCCAAAAGCCUGCUGUAAACGUAGAAGUGAUAAGAGCAGUCAGCUGGCUAGGAGGGAAGAGGAGGGAGGAGGAUGUUGUGCGGGGAAAGUUGAGGGUCUCUGUCUCUCAACCUGCAGAGCCCUGUGCUGACCAGAGCUUCCUCUUGGACUAACCGGUCUUAACGGCAAGGUCGCAUUCUGAUCCUUCCAAGAUGGCACCCAAAAAGAAAACCCCCAAGAAGCCCAAAGUGGUUAAAGAGGAUGCAUCCAUCACCCCAGUGAUGGUGGAAGAUGCUUUGCUAGAUGUUGAACACUUCAAUCACCUGAAUGGUUUGUACAACAGUGGCUCCAACGGCUUCCACUGCACGGCCACGGAGGUCAAAGCGCCGGACCAUGGAGCCAGCCUUCUGGAGGGUAUGAACCAGAUGCACCAGAAGCAGUUCCUCUGUGAUCUCACCAUUGCCACCAAAACAAAGUCCUUCAAGGUGCAUAAACUCAUCCUGGCUUCCUGCAGCGAGUACUUCCACCACCUGCUGCAGAGAGACCCUCAGCUGCACCGGGUGGAGCUCCACGACGUCUCCCCACUGGGCCUGACCACCGUCAUCACCUACGCCUACACGGGGAAGCUGAGCCUCUCCCUGUACACCAUUGGCAGCACCAUCGCUGCGGCCACCCAGCUGCAGGUGCCGGCACUGCUGAACAUGUGCAGCGAUUUCCUUGUUCGGGAGAUGGCUGUGGAGAACUGUGUGUACAUCGCCAACAUCUCGGCCACCUAUGGCCUCAACCAGGUGAAAGAUGCCACGUGGAAGUUCAUCCGGGAAAACUUUCUGGAGUUCUCCAAGACUGACCAGUUCAUGAAGCUUCCCUUUGAUCAGAUCAAUGAGCUGCUGAUGGAUGAUGGCCUGCAGAUACCCAGCGAGGUUGCAGCCUUCCAGAUCGCUGUCAAGUGGCUGGAGUUUGACCCGAAACGGGUUAGGUAUGCUGCUGACCUCCUGAGCAACAUUCGAUUCGGCACAAUCUCAGCUCCAGACUUGGUCAACUAUGUGCAACCUGUGCCACGCAUGAUGCAAGAUCCACAGUGCCACAAGCUCCUCGUGGAUGCUAUGAAUUACCACCUGCUCCCCCACCAGCAAAACAGCCUUCAGUCUCAGAGAACCAGGAUUCGGGGAGGCCAGAGGGUGCUUGUCACAGUUGGGGGUCGUCCAGCUUUGACCGAGAAGGCUCUUAGCAGGGAGAUCAGCUACAGGGAUGCAGAGGGAAACUGGAACAAGCUGACAGAGAUGCCAGCAAAAAGUUUUAACCAGUGCGUUGUGGUGAUGGAUGGAUUCAUCUACAUCGCGGGUGGUGAAGACCAAAAUGAUGCCAGGAACCAGGCCAAGCAUGCCGUCAGCAGCCUAAGCAGGUACGACCCACGCUUCAACACCUGGCUGCACCUGGCCAGCAUGCAGCACAGGAGGACACACUUCAGCCUCAGCUCCUGCAACGGGCUCCUCUACGCUGUCGGAGGGCGAAACGCGGAGGGUGCGUUGGCAUCUGUCGAGUGCUACGUUCCCACCACCAACAGCUGGCAGAGCAAGGCAAGCCUGGAGACGCCCCGCUGCUGCCACGCCACCACUGUCAUCGACGGCAAGCUCCUGGUCACCGGCGGCUACAUCAGCCAUGCCUAUUCCCGCACCGUGUGCUGCUACGAGCCCAGCACUGACUCCUGGAAGGAGCUGGCAAGGCUCAGCACCCCCCGGGGCUGGCACUGCGCAGCCACCGUGGCUGACCGAGCGUACGUGCUGGGUGGGAGCCAGCUGGGUCCCCAGGGCGAGCGGGUGGACGUGAUGCCUGUGGAGUGCUACAGCCCACUCACGGGGCAGUGGAGUUACAUGGCACCCCUGCCCAUGGGGGUCAGCACGGCUGGGGUGGCUCUGCUGGAGGGGCGCUUGUGCCUGGUGGGUGGCUGGAACGAGAGUGGGAAGAGGUAUCAGAAAUGCGUGCAGUGCUACAAUCCUGACCUCAACGAGUGGGCUGAGGAUGAGGACCUCCCCGAGGCCACGGUGGGUGUCUCGUGCUGCACUAUCAUCCUCCCACGCUCCCUGAGCUUCAGGUCCCGGGCCAGCUCUGUGGCCUCAGCAGCAGCCAGCACAUAAAGAGCCCUGGGUGCCACAUGGCUUAUGCCAGCAGCUAGGGAAGGAGACAGAGCUGAGGAGCAUGGCAAAGCUGGAAUGGGGAGGCUUGCUGAUGUUCGGAGUCACUGCAAAGUCUCAAAUACUCUUGUUCCAUUGUGGCAAGUUUUGGGCUCUAGGAAGGUGUCUUCUGAGCUGCCUGCAUCUCCAUCCUGCAGCUUAAGCAGGGCUUGCUCAAGCAGGGCAGGCACAGAAGCAAGCAGGACAGAAGAGCUUUUCUCCUCAGCCUGCAGCUCUGUAUUGCAGCAUGGAUUGGAAAAAAUGGAAAAAAAGAAAAAUCCUAGAAUAACACAGGAAACAUUCUACUAUAGGAAUAGUAUUGUGAGACACUUUCGAAACACCAGUAGUAUUGGUAUAGGUACAAGAAAGUGACAGGCCUAGAGCAGACCAUUGCUCAUGUAGCAUUUGUUCAUGGGACUCAUUGAAGCUAGAUACCCUCAGAUCAGGAAUAAAGUGAAUCUUAAUAGCAAGGAAGAAAACUAUUAGAGGAAUUCACCAAAAUUGCUUGCUUUUGCUCAAGCAGAGGCAAACAGGGAAGUGCCCGAGGAUGCUAUGAGACUCCAGGAGAUUUGAGAAGCAAACGAUGCCCUGAGAACAAGUAUGAGCUGGAACAGAAGCCCUUCACAUCUAAACCAGGAGCUCCCAGAUUUGUUCGUAGCCAGAUCCUGUUACUUGUACCACCAAGGUGACAGCUUGGUUUUUAAACUCAACCAGUGCUUCCCCAUUACUGUAAAAGCAGCAUCUGACCUGUAAAUGGAGAAGCGAUUAGGAAACUUGAGUUUCCAGAGGAAGCACUUGCUCAGUGCCUGGGGUCCCUCCCUGUCACUACGUCUGAGUGAGACAGUAACUGGUCUUCAUUAAAACGCUGGCUGCCCUUUCAGGGGGUGCAGGGACUGCAGGUGUCGUCCCCCCCCCCAGCACUGCAGAGCAGAGCCUUGCUCUUGGGCUGAGCCCAUCAGCACAAACCACACCCUGGCACCCCAAACCCUGCCCUGGUGGGUCUGAGAUACUGAGGUUAUUGCCAGAGCAGCAAUAACCUGUGAUGAGGAGGAGGCAAGAAAAAGUGGUUAUUUCCUGGUGGUUACAUCCACAGAUUUAACAAGACAUCACACAACAGUCACAUGCUGAGGCCAGAGUCUUCCAAUACCAGCUUCUGUUACUGGAGCACAUUAAACGUGAUCCUAGACUGGCUUAUCACCUUCGUCUCAGGCCAAGGCAGCUAUGUGCUGCUGAGCAUCCAGGCAAACGCUCUUGGUUUUGUUCUGGUCUUUUUUUUUUGCACAACAAACAGUGAGAUUGCAUCCAGGAAGCCAAUGAACUGCUCAUGGGAACCCCAGGACAAGAGCUUCAGCAAAGCAGGCUGGUUUUCACUUCCUUUCGCAACUCACCAAAACCAAGCAGCUUGCAGUAGCUACGGUUCACGUAAAGGUAUUGCUCUUUCUCUGAGAAUUCACAAUCUCUAUUAAGAGUUCGCAGCAAGCAUAAAGCUAUCCCAAGACAGAACAACAUUUCUGAUCAAAUUCUACUUUCCUCUGUGCAUUUUAGCUCACAGAGCACAUGCUGCCCUGUGUAUUUUGGAGUAGGCUCCACCCUGAACAGUGCUGGCAACCUCCCCUGGUUUACAGCUCCAGACGUGACAAGGGCAGGGUCUAGCCUUUCAGACAACACUGUGCAAUCACUGAUGUGCAGCGAUGCAGACUUGUAUGCAAGGGAGUUUGUUCCUUGAUUUUAUUAUAACUUUAUACUGUAAGAUACAGAAGAGCGAACGCUAGAGGCAGAGGCAAAGGUGCUGGUGAACUCCACUUGUGUGAGCUGUAUUGUCCUGCAGGGAAUCUUCUCAUUAAAUAAAGGCCAGUCCUCUGCA
Molecule: messenger RNA, 4626 nt
Organism: Phalacrocorax carbo (great cormorant)
Lineage: Eukaryota; Metazoa; Chordata; Aves; Suliformes; Phalacrocoracidae
Source: RefSeq, a predicted model, not a curated record